Parnassius apollo (apollo) is the source of this 396-nucleotide messenger RNA. Lineage: Eukaryota; Metazoa; Arthropoda; Insecta; Lepidoptera; Papilionidae. The record is from the annotation of a GenBank genome assembly.
AUGUCAAUAAUCGACUCCCGGUGGCGGCCAUGGGUGAUCUUCUCAAAAGUAGGCGAUUCGCCAGUGUUACAGACGACCAACCCAUUGCCAUACACUAGGUCGACCACGUCCCCACCCCUAGCAUUGGCGACUGGGCUGCCCCAAAUGGGAUGCCAACCGUUAAAGUCACCCCCAAUUUGUGUCAGUUUGUCCAGAGUGGCUGACUCAUCUCUGUCCGGUUCGAUGUAUACUGAUGCUAUGUAUAUAACACGAUUCCCAGCUGAGAGGCGAGCUACACAGAGAUUAGGUGUGGAGUAUUGUGUAAGCCCUAUUAUGGAGCCACACCCAGGCCUGACAAGAAUGCAGGCCUUAACCCUAGCAUCCGAUGAUGGGAACUUUAUAACUUGGACACCGUGA